CGAAUAGUUUCUUUUUCUCUUCAUCUAUAACACAUAUAUAUGAAUAUAGUUAAAAGAUUCUAUUAAUGUAUAGAUAUUGACGUCUGCUUCCAUUCUCUGGAAUUCCUAUCUCUCUACGCAUGCGUACUUGCUAAAGAACUUCCGUUGGCAAAUUUGGAAUAUUGAAUUAGGUAGAGCGAUUUACUUGAGUUUAUUUUAUCUUUCGUUUUUAUAUUUAUUUUUAUCAACAGAAUCAUUGCUUAGUAUUUCUUGAAUUUUGUGAAUUAGAACAGGAGUUUUUGUUUAACAUGAUUAGUUAAUAUGCUUUGUUGUUCAGCGCCAUUUUCAAAGUCUCGCUUAGCAGCAUGCAUUCUGAGCGAUCAAAACAAAAUGAGUGGAACUUACAAUUUUGCCAAAUGUUUACUACUGACAAAUUUAUGUCUACUCACUGGUCUAGAAAAUUGUUUCGGAUUCAUUCAUUAAUUCAUUCAUUUAAUGCAAACCAACCAUAACAAUCGUUGAUACUUGGGGUCUUUUUUAUCCCCUGUGUGUGUGUAUUUUUUUAAAAAAUAAAUAUUAAACGAAUAUAGAUGAUUCUGUGUAAAUCACAAGCGAAAGAAUUAUAAUGCUCCUACUGUCUUACUUGCGUGUAUUUAAACGCCAGAACAAUAGAGGAGCCAUCGACUUGCAAAGAGUAGCUCAGAAGCAAUGAAUGAAUACUUAGAGACAACAGAUGAAGCGACUAAAAUGAGAUCGAACUGAAAAAUUGAAUCUGUAACCAAGUAAUGUUGAUGAAACAAAGGAAUUAGCCUCGGAACUUUUUCCAUUCUUUGAUUUUUCAGUCAUUCUUCUAUUAACAAUGGAAUCACUGCUAAUAUCACUUUUAAAUAGGCUUUUAGCCUCCUCGGUUAGAUUGCGAAAAGCUUGCAAAGAAGAAAACUGUAAAAUGGAACAGACAAAGUAACUAUAAGACGAAGACACUCAGUUUCUGAAAUGCUUGAAGACGAAGGACAAAAAACAACGAUGGAUAAGACCAAUAACAUAUCCAAAAGUUCGAAUGAUCAUAGUGUUCCUGUUUCCCCGAAAUCUGAUCACUCCAAUAGUAAUGAUAUUGACAAACAGUGCCAGACAGAAGAGAACACUUUAAGUGUGUCCUCAGACAGUUCGAUCGCGAGUGUUAAAGUAACCCCUCCGAAAAAAACCGGUCGCCAGCUUACAAAAGUGCAAGAAAUGGACAGAGAAUUAACUGGGUGGAUAAAUGGUAUUCAUGCCGACGGUAAACUCAACGAGCUGACUCGUGAAAUGAUCAUUGAAAAGGGCCGGCUUAUUGCCAAAAUGAAAAAGAUCUUGGAUUUUGCUGGAACAACGAAUUGGUACACAAGAUUUUUAAGGCGGAAUUUCUCCGAGACUGAUGUUGGCAAGCAUUUGAAAAUGCUUUCUCCUAUCAAUUCUGUCAAAUUUAUGGAAGAUUUUGAUCCAGAAAAAAGUAGCAGGGAAAUGCGUAAAAUGAACCGAAGAAUUUAUCGAGAGAACAUGAAAACCAACCAAAUGUAUGACGAAACUGGUCGACUUCUUGACAACAGCAAAGAUGUUUGUGAUUGUUUGGAUGAGGACUGUCCAGGAUGCCAUUUUCCAUGUAACAAAUGUGGUUCUGAAAAGUGUGGCACUGAGUGUCGAUGUAAUCGGAAGUGGGUAUAUGAAGUUGUGGAAAUUGAAGGCUCAAACCUAGUGAUUAGAAAUGUUUCUGUAGCAUAAAAUCUUCAUCUAGUGAAUUCGGGGAGAAUAGUCCAUUCAAAUUUUCUCCUGCACACAAAGAUUGUCAAUUUGCCUUUCAUAUCCUUUACUUUUUGUUCUACUUCUGCUUUACAUAUCACAUAAUCUGCCACAUAUAAUAAAAACUCAUUACAUUUUCUUCCAUUUCAUUGCAAACCAAUGACCAUUGAUCAACUAACAUCAAUCAACAUCCGCCCUGAACUUCAUUUCAUUUCACAUUACAAUAUGGACUAAUGUUGUUAUACUUGCCAGUAUUGUCAUUGUUGUUGUUGCUGUUAGUUAGCUACAGUUAUGUGUGAUAGAGAAGAUUCAUGGCAAUAAAAGAACCAACUGAUUAAUUAAGUUAGUAUGGGACAAAUUCAACGUGUCAGGUAUGCAGUUCUAUUGUCCCUUGUUCCUAGUAAAUUACAAGUAACUAUGGUAACUAUUUUAUGACCCUGCCAUACAUACAGAAGAAGAAACAGCUUAUUCAAUUGUAGCAAGAUAUGAACUUACCAGAAAGUUUCUAAACAGCUUAUUAGUUUACAUUAUUAUAAUCACAACUUUAAAUUCUGUGAGUUGGAUUGUUUGAUAUUGUUACUGUGGUUUGUUUGCUACCAUACCUUCCUCUUCAUAACAGUAUUGGUAAAAUGAGAAAUUUUUACGCUUUUUAAUUUUUUUUUUAUUUUACAAUGAUAGCACCACUACCUCAGUCAUAUUUCGAUCUGUGCCACUCAAUUUUACAUUUUAUUUAUUUAUUUUCAUUUUAUCAAAUUUUGAAGUGCAUUGUUAUGGUAUGUGUGACAAUUGUUCAUCUUUCCAAAAAGUACCUGUGGGAAAAGUUCAGAGCUCCACAAUACCCUGAUUGAAAAUCACGAGAUAAGAUAUUUAAUGGAAUAAUAUUGUCUGAUAAAUAGUAUUGUAAAUGCUUUCAAAUGUAACACUAAAUACCUUUGUUUUGUCAUUUAUCUUCAAACUAGUUGACUGAAUUGGUAAGGCGUUAAAUUUAUAACAUCAUACUAUAAAAUGAUUCAGUUUUCUGGGAGGCUAGAGUUAAUAGGAAAAGAACCAGUAAUAUGUGGCAGUAUGGUACUAAAGCAAAUAUUUUCUGAAUCCCUCAGUUCAAUUGGGCUUGCGUUUAAAUCAAGUUGCUAGAAUAUGAAGCAGAUGAGAAAUAUAAAUAACACUAUUGGAUAAAAUUCUGAGCUAUGACAAAUAGCUCUAUUCAUGGAAAUAUUUUAGCUCAACACUGCAUAGCCAAUGAAACACUCAUUAAUUUGAUUAUACUGAUGCUACUUAUAGAAUUGGGUAGCUAAAUUGAGACAAUUUUCAAAAUGUUAUAUCUGUAUAAGUACCUUAGCAUAUAUCAAGUCUAAGAUAUUAAUUUAAUGCUUUAAAUAAUAGAUUAUGAUAGAAUUGUAGAAUCACUGCAACAAAAUACUAUUGGUGAAAUGAGCUGCACCUGAUGUAGCUCUCAUUCAUCAUUACCAAUAACAGAUUCUGUAAAAGCAACAGUUUAACAUACUCUAGCUAAGCUAAGACUACAUGAGAUGUUCUCCAUUCAUUUGAUGAUACCUGUUGCAAUCACAAAUAUGCCAACACCAUUCCUUUUGGUUGAUUUAAAGUAAAGCCAUCACCAGCUUAACCAAGCUUGCUAAAAAUCAUGGUGUGGGUAGGAAGACAAUAGCUAGGAUUGUUAAUAAUUACUUAGGUAUAAAGUCAUAUAUUUGUAGAUGGCAAAGUAUUCUCACAGCCUAAUCUAAAGCUAUUAAGGCUUAGAUGGCCCCAAAAUUUCUCAGCUAUCUAAUGUAAAUGAUGGGAAAGUUAGAAUCUGUUAAUGAAAAGACUUUUAUUGUUGACCACAUCAUCAAUUGUCACAACUGCAUGGUUAUUGCAUUCAAACCUUCCAAUGUUCCUGCUGUCAUGCAAAGUAAGAAUCCAACCUUGAUUAUGAUGUUUGAAGCUCUUGCAAAGGACAGACAUGUAGUUCAACCUCAUGUCAGCAAAGUAGGUUUUAACAACACAGCUGGGUAUUGAAACAUCCUUGAUAAAUUUCUGAUGCCAUGGAUUAUUAAACAUUAUGAUUCAAAUGAGAUUAACACCAGCACUGGGUUCAAAAUUAUUUCAAGAUGAAACUUCCACUGUUUAUUCCUAAAGAAAUUGAACCUUCUAACUCAUCAAAUCUGAAUCCAUUUGACUUUUGGAUCUGAUGGGGAAGAGAUAUCAUUAACACAUUAACUGCCAUUGCCUGUUACUGGAACUUACUGGCAAUGCCACGUAUUUUAUGCAGUCACACUGCAUACUGUUUAAUUACAAGGAAAUGUAUUUUUUUGCAUUUUUACAAUAUUUCAUAAUUAAACUUUAAUAUUUAGCUUGCAUGUUAUUUAAAUACCUGUGAAACAAUGUCAAUAUACAGAAAAUAUUUUCUCAAAUUAUGAAGAUGUACCACCAGUGAUGCAUAUGGCAGUUGUGUGAAGUUUGCAAUGAACUAUCAGUGGUACCUAUGGCAGUUAAUGUUUUAAGGACAAGUCCAAUAUAACACCUCUUUAUGCUGAAGUCUGCUUUUACAAGGCGUUCAGGUUUUUAAAUGUGGAUCAAACAAAGAGACUUCUGCAUCCAUUUCCAAUCAGUUAUAACUGUUAAUGGUGGAUUUAGUAAUAUCUUGUCUUAUAUUAUGACAAACAUACAAAGUUUCAUGCUUUAAUCUUUUCAUUUAUCUUAGUUACAGGCUUUGAAACCUCUCAAGAUAAAGUCUUGCUUCAGCUGCCCAAUCCUCUGUAUUACCCUAGAGGUAGAUGGACUCAGACAUUGAAAGCUGUUUUGAUUAUUUCAGUGCUGGUCACAGGAUAUGAAUUACUGAUUUCUUAGUUGUCCAGUGCCCUAUCACCUAAGCUAUUUGUUUUAUUGAUUAUGCAUAAAUGAAAAGCAAAAUAUAUCUUAUGUAGGAUUUAAAUGGCCUUUACCAUUGAAGUGUCGUACCAUCUAAUUUGGUUCAUUGCUUCUAAACUAUUGUCUUGUUAAUAUAUAAAUUUUGUCCUUGUGCAUAUCCUUGUCCAUCUCUUUCCAUAUAUACAGCUAUACAUUUGGAAAUAAUUUAGUAGUACAAACUUAGUCUAUGAUGCUUCUGUUUUCAAAUUAGUGUAUGUAAAAGCUGAAGUAACUGAAUUCUCAUCACUGUUUUUAUGGCAAACAUUCAACUCUCACAUCAUCAGCAUACACUAACAGUGACUUUGUAACUGCUGCAUUUUAUAUACAAAUCAUGAGACUUGUUUCAGUCUUCAUUCCUACCUCUAAGUCUUGUAUGAAGUAUUAAUAAACAUAAACCCAAUCUUUUUCAUAUCUCA
Octopus bimaculoides (California two-spot octopus) is the source of this 5075-nucleotide messenger RNA. RefSeq names its product ARL14 effector protein. The record is from RefSeq and is a predicted model, not a curated record. Lineage: Eukaryota; Metazoa; Mollusca; Cephalopoda; Octopoda; Octopodidae. Gene Ontology annotation, cellular component: intracellular membrane-bounded organelle.